Paramacrobiotus metropolitanus is the source of this 1378-nucleotide messenger RNA. RefSeq lists its product as uncharacterized. The record is from RefSeq and is a predicted model, not a curated record. The transcript is spliced from 3 exons. Lineage: Eukaryota; Metazoa; Tardigrada; Eutardigrada; Parachela; Macrobiotidae. Bases 740 to 1378 code for a protein of 212 amino acids.
CCUAGCAGUCACGCCAUUUCUCGCUUUCUGUAGCGUAGGCGCUUUUAUAGCACUGCCAGGCUUUUUGGUAGGCAGAAUUCCGUCAAUUCUGUUCCUACGCGUGAACCUUCAUCAGGUCCACGCUCAUAUGGUAGCAAGAGUCGUGUUUCUCCAGGAUAAUCUGAGAGUUUUCCCGUCCAAUUGACGAGGUGAGGAAGAAGUUUCCGCGAGAAAGGGCUCGCGUACGGUUUGGUGGCGAAGGGAGCGUUUGGAUCUCGACAGCAGAUCAGCACCAGUGUGUCUCUACUGAGUAGAGCACGCUGUACUGUUCUGACGCGAUCAAAGCUACUGAAGUAGCUUUGAUUGGAGGGGCACAAGCGCCGAGAAAGAUCGCCGCAAGAGGCAGAAGCCCGAAGGGGGGCACGAGUGGGCAAGCCACUUUUGGCUGUCGGGUGUGGAGUUUUCAGGUGCGUCUCUACUGAGUAGAGCGCACACACAUUAUACGCGCUCCCCCAAAAAGGAGGUCGAGCGCCCCUGUCGUUGCUAACGUCAAGGCACGACAGAAGACCCGCAGCCAGCAAGUCUUUUGGUCGACGCACCGCUGCGUCCUGCUGAAACGAAGCAGAAGGGGUUAGCGGCUGGCCCAGGAGAAGUCAGCUUAAUCGCUGGAGGAUCGCUGGAGGACGUGGAAACGCGCGGAGGAUUCCUAUCCGGAUUCUGGAAUCCAAAAGGCACGAAGACACGAACCACGGAGUCCGCGAUGCUGUUCUGCGGCCGUAAACACAGUGUGAGCGCAUGGAACGCCGUGGACGUCCGCAUGAAGUCGAAAAAACUCAAGCACGGCCAUGUAAUCAACGUGGCGGAAGGCGGCCUGAUCAUUGAUUUUGGAUGCGAGAACCAGCGUGCCAAGUUCAUUAAAUUCGGGCGCAUUUUCCAUUGCUUCUACAACCACUUUUCUCGAGCCACACGUGACGCGCAAGUCCUGUUGCGCUCUCCGACCACGGGCGCCUGGAUCUGGUACCCAGGCCAGGUGAUCGAUCUGGGCGAGUACCGCCCGGGCUAUGCGCAGUUGGUGGAAGUGCAGCUGCCGGACCGCACUGUCCGCGAGCUCUUCCCCAUGGAGCAGGUACGCCAACCGCCCACGGUCCGGUAUCUACGGGGGGAGCUCAAGGUGUGGGAGGGCCAUUUUAUUAUCCAUUCCCGUAAGCUGCCCGGCGUCGGCUGGGCGUGGGAAUCGCACUGGCUCAAAGAGGUCUUCAAGCGCGAACUGAGAGAACGGCUUGGUGUGUUGUGCACGUCGCUGCUCGGCUCAACGGUGCAGUACCUGCACGCCGACGGUUGGUACUUUAAACCAGUGAAAAUGAUGAAAAUGAAAGACGUACUGCUGGGCGAAGAAUGA